AUGGGAGGAUCACAGAGUCGCGAAGGCUUAGAUCUCUCAGACUACGAAGACGACGACGAAGAAGAAGAGCACAGCGAAGACCAAAACGACGACGCUCAAGACCACGACGACGAUCGACACCAAUCCAAGCCCCAGACCUCUUUCGGAUCCAAAACCCUAGACGAUCUGGACUCCAAGCUCAAAGCCCUCAAGCUCAAAUACCCUUCUUCUCAAAACCCUAAUUCCAAGUACUCCGUCAAGCUCUACCUCCAUGUCGGUGGCAACACUCCCAAAGCCAAAUGGGUCGUCUCCGAUAAACUCACUUCCUAUCAAUUUGUCAAGAAAAACGAUGAUUAUGAUGAUGAUGAAGAAGAAGAUGGGUCUGGCCGUGGAGGUGAGAAUUGUUGGGUUUUGAAAGUGGGUUUGAAGAUUCGAGCUAGGGUUUCGACCGAUAUGCAAUUGAAGAUGUUUGGUGAUCAGCGACGGGUCGAUUUCGUGUGGAAUGGAGUUUGGGCGUUGAAGUUUUUUGGGGAUGAAGAGUAUCGGAGUUUCGUGACUGAAUUUCAGGAUUGUUUGUUUGAGAAUGUGUAUGGAUUGAAGGCAAUUGAUGAGAACAAGGUUAAGAUUUAUGGUAAGGAAUUCAUGGGGUGGGUGAAGCCGGAAUCGGCGGACGAUUCGAUGUGGGAAGAUGCCGAUGAUGGAGUGUGGAAGAGCCCGGAAAAAACGUCGGUGAGGGCCAGUCAGGAUUUGCUUGAGGAAUUUGAGGAGGCAGCGACCGGAGGAGGGAUACAGAGCUUGGCUUUGGGAGCAUUGGAUAAUAGUUUCUUGGUGAAUGAUUCGGGUGUUCAGGUUGUGAAGAAUUUUAGCCAUGGAAUUCAUGGUAAAGGUGUGUAUGUGAAAUUCGACAAUGGGGGUCAGAUGGGUAGUUCUAGCGCAGCGAAAUCGACUCCAAAGAAGGCGCUUUUGAUGAGAGAGCUGCCAGCUGAUAUAGAUCAUGAUGUUGUGUCCAGGGUCCCAAAACUCAUGGGCAAUUGGAAAUAUUUGGAGUUUUUACGGUUUGGAACCACCUUUAAAAUGGAAGAAAUUCUUACCCAAAUCAGCAUUCACUGCAAAAACUUUGCUGGUUUCUCUACUUUUCAUGCUGAUAUUAACAAAGAUGAAGCCACAUCUAUUGUCACCUCAGUUCUAAACAUAGAGUAUUUGGGGUUAAGGUAUUCAAACAUUGAUCGAGAGAGUCUAUUGUUGAUUUUGAAGGGCUACAAAAAACUUGUAUAUUUUGAUGUAAGGAACUGCAAAGGUUUUGACCUCGGUGAUGAUGAGAUUUUGAAGCUUGCUUCUCAUAUCAAAACAUUCGAGGAUGAGGGGUUGCAUUUGACAACAUAA
Molecule: messenger RNA, 1362 nt
Organism: Camellia sinensis
Lineage: Eukaryota; Viridiplantae; Streptophyta; Magnoliopsida; Ericales; Theaceae
Source: RefSeq, a predicted model, not a curated record